UGAAAGAGAAGAGCUACGCUCGCAGCCUAUUUUCUCUCUCUCUCUCUCUCUCUCUCUCUCUCUCUCUCUCUAUCUCGAAAAAACACAGGCAAGCUCUUCUUCGUCGGAGCAAAGACGAUUUUUCUGAUCUUCUGCUAGGGUUUCUCUCUCUCUAAGAGACGGCGAAGAGGAGAAUCUUGAGAGAGAAAGCUGCUCUGGCGAUACAUCGUUAUAUGCGUGAGAGAAGCUUCGUUCAUCGGCGAAAAUGGCGACGGCACCGGUCAAGUCUCCGCUCCACAACUUCCCUCUGCCGUUCCUGAAAUGGGGAGGAGGCAAGAACCACGCGAGCGGGAGCCACCGCUGCCGCCGGACAAUCUCCGCCGACAGCUCGCCCGUCGCGGACCACUGCGACGCGGCCGAGCAGGAGCGGAACGAGUCGUCGGAGGCGGAACCAAACCGCUUUCACCGAGUCGGAUCCCGGACUGUCCGCAACCGAUUCGCUGCGCCGUUCGCGUCGUGCUCUUUGGUCUCGGAGAAGAAAGAGAGCGAUGAGGUCGCUGCCGGGGAGGGAAAGGAAGGCGAUGAUCGGGAAGUGGAGGCAGCGGCGGGGGAGGAGGAGAUGAUGGUGCAGAAGCCGUGGAAUUUGAGGCCGAGGAAGGCGCUGUUCUCGAAGGCGGCUACGAAUGGUGCGAAGAGUGGGGAAUUGCCGGAACAGGAGAACGCGGUCGCCGGCGGCGGUCAUCAGAGUGAGAAUCUGAACCAGCAGCCGCCGAAAUCGAUGAGGCUGCGAGGGUUAUCGGAGUCGCAGCAGAGCUCGGAGAAGGAGAAGAGGAAGUUCUGGAUCGCUCUCUCGAGGGAGGAGAUUGAGGAGGACAUCUUCGUCAUGACUGGGUCCAGGCCCGCUCGGAGGCCCAGGAAGCGGCCCAAGAACGUUCAGAAACAGCUCGACGCCGUUUUUCCUGGAUUGUGGUUGGUGGGGAUUACAGCCGAUGCUUACCGGAUCGUUGAUGCUCCGGCUAAGAGGUAGAUGAGAUUUUACUCAAUUGUGACUCUUGAAGCUUUGUAAAGGGUGUGAAUGAUCAUGUGUUGCACCUGUGGCAUUGAGACCUCAAGUGAGGUAUAAUGCGCUGAAUUUUUGUAAAAAGAGGAUAUGAUGUUACGUAUAGAAGGGAGAAAAAAAUAUGUUAGAAGGAAAUAAAACAUGAUUUCCUCCUUGUUUUUAUUGUGCCUUCUUUUACAAAUUUUUGUAUUGCAUUUGCGCAUAUGGGGUAUGAUGUUCAUGGGCAGAAGAGCUCUUUAGUCGUUGUUUAUUAUUAAGUAGUUUUUAAGAUGUAAACAGGAAUGAAUAUAGAUGAAUGGUAUAGCGUGAAGUUUUCAAACAUUCUAUUUUGUU
This is a messenger RNA of Morus notabilis, 1372 nucleotides long. RefSeq lists its product as uncharacterized. The coding region runs from base 245 to 1006 and encodes 253 amino acids. The transcript has 3 exons. The record is from RefSeq and is a predicted model, not a curated record. NCBI's taxonomy places the organism in Eukaryota, Viridiplantae, Streptophyta, Magnoliopsida, Rosales, Moraceae.